Molecule: messenger RNA, 784 nt
Organism: Mytilus californianus (California mussel)
Lineage: Eukaryota; Metazoa; Mollusca; Bivalvia; Mytilida; Mytilidae
Product: serine-enriched protein-like
Exons: 5
Coding region: 1-759 (252 amino acids)
Molecular function (GO): protein binding
Source: RefSeq, a predicted model, not a curated record
AUGUCUUACAAUCAUGCAUUCCAAGAUGACUUUUAUACUUCCUGUACUAACGAAGAAGAAUCUAAGUUGAUGGUUUUGAAGGAUAAGCAUGCCUUGUGUGAAGAUCUAAAAUAUAUUCUGUCCGUUCCUGAUCUGUGUGAUGUUACAUUUCUUGUUGGUCAAGAACAGUAUCCCGUUCACGGACUGAGGGCGAUAUUAGCUUCCCGUAGCAGGAUAUUCUACUUGAUGAUUCUUGCAAAAGAAAAGGAAAUAAAAAUCCAAGAUUCACAGAAGAAAAUAGGAUUCAUGAAGAAAUUGAAACAAAUACGCAAACUGCUUAUCUCCAAACCGUCACACAAAACAUUAAAAUCCUUACCAACAAAGUUAACCAUUUCUGUAGAAGAAUAUGAAGUUAGUGUAUUUGAGAGGUUGCUACGUUACAUUCACUGCGGUGUAGUCUCGGUCGAUGUAUUUACUGUAGUAGGACUGCUGAAUGCUGCUGAGAAUUUCGAAUUGGAAUGCUUAAAGAAUGCAUGCUGGGAAUUUGCUGUUAGUUGUAUCCGACCUGAUCUUGUGCACGAUUUAAUUGCUUCAGCUAAUGAGUACUCUACCAGUAAACUGACCAAUCAACUUCUCAAAGAGAUUCAGGAAAUAUCAUUUAACCAGCCAGAAUUGCUAUAUUACACACCACGUUCCCGGUCAUGCAGCACACUGGACCUCACUGAUAACAGACGGAAUAGUAAAACUACCAACGGAUUCCUAAUGAGAACUGUGUUAUAGAUUGUACUACAUAAUAAUAUAUACU